Danio rerio (zebrafish) is the source of this 1848-nucleotide messenger RNA. It is a transcript of the gene tmcc3, whose product is annotated as transmembrane and coiled-coil domain family 3. Gene Ontology annotation, cellular component: membrane. NCBI's taxonomy places the organism in Eukaryota, Metazoa, Chordata, Actinopteri, Cypriniformes, Danionidae. The record is from RefSeq and is marked provisional.
ACUGAAUGCGUGUGUGUUGAACCGUAGAUCACAAAGAGGAAUCCGCAGACCGAAAGCGCGCGGCGGCGCCCCGCAAUCCGCCACACAAUGUAGCAGAACCGAUCCGCCGGACCGCACACGAGACGAGAGUCCAGUCUGACCGGACCGGAGUCAACUGAACUAUGCCCAGCGCCGAGAGAACUUUACCCGAACUCGAGAGGAACUCUUUCUUACACUGCGACAUGGCGGAGAGAGGUGUUGAUGUGAACACCCUCAGCAUCCCUGUGCCCAUGCGAAGAGGGGGCUCAGAGACGUGCUUAGACCUAGAUUCAGAUCUAACAGUACGGGACGGCCCGCGAUCACGAUUUGGCCUGGACAGCCUCCAACAAAAGAUCCUCAAAGUAAAAGAACAGCUGCGAAUUGAGCAAAACCUACAAGAUGAGAACGUGGCUGAAUAUCUUAAACUCAUCAACUGUGCAGACAAACAGCAGAGUGGCCGUAUUAAACAAGUGUUCGAGAAGAAGAACCAAAAAACUGCCCACAACAUCUCCCAACUCCAGAAAAAACUUGAGCAGUAUCAGCGCAAGAUGAAAGAGUCAGACAUCUCCAACGGCACCAAACACGCAACGCCAAAAGACAAAGACAACGACAACCUCAAAGAAACUGUGGUCACCGGAAGCGGACGACAUCCACAUUUGGACAAAGUCAAAACCAUCGGCCCUGGAGUUUCUUUAUCUCCGCCGUUCUUCUUUAGCAAGCCCAGGGAAAUCGCAAACCUUAUUCGCAACAAAUUCGGCAGCGCUGACAACAUCGCCCACCUGAAAAGCUCAAUGGAGACUGGGUCUGGGUUGCAGGCGGAAGCGGGAGCCCGGAUUUUAAGCGGCAGCGCCACAUUGACCCCGAAACCUAAAUAUCCGAGUGAUGACGAGUGUUCCACCGAGACGUCAGUUUCUGUGGAAAGUAAUGGGCAGGUGACUGGAUCGGGCACCACCGGGCAACACAGCGGAUCUGCAAGAGAAGCUGAAGUCAAUAGCCGACUGCUGGAGGCCUGUGAGGAGAUCCGGGAGUUGAGGGAAGCUCAGAGUCUCCUGGCUGACGACAUCGAGACACUCAAGAACCAGUUUAAAUGUGAAGUGGAGAACAUCACGCAGACACUACAAGAGGAGCGAUACAGGUGUGAGCAUCUAGAAGACCAGCUGAACGACCUGACAGAGCUCCAUCAGAAUGAAACCGCAAACCUCAAACAGGAGCUCGCGAGCAUCGAGGAGAAGAUGGCCUAUCAGGCUUAUGAACGAGCUCGAGAUAUACAGGACGCUUUGGAAGUCUGUCAGACGCGUGUCAGUAAACUAGAGCUCCAGCAACAGCAGCAGCAGGUCUUGCAGUUGGAAGGCACCGACGCCAAAGUCCUGCUGGGAAAAUGCAUCAACAUCAUGCUGGCCAUCGUCACCGUGAUCCUGGUUUGCGUCUCCACCGCUGCUAAAUUCUCCGCUCCGUUGAUGCGAAGUCGCCUACAUGUGUUCGGGACACUAGUAUGUGUGUGUUUACUGUUGUAUAGCUGGAGCAACUGGGAGCAUCUGCAGUGCGCAAUAGAGAGAAUGCUGCUUCCCAGAUGAGGGUCGGGAAACAUGGCUUUGUGUGGUGAAUUUCUUCUGAUUAAGUGCUCCUCAAUGGGAUUUUCCCUUCACAAUGUGACUGUCCCAAGACAAUGGCUUUAAUUGACUUUUUUAUCUGUCUAUUUUGUUUGUUUUUUUGUAUCGGGAAGAGUUGGUAUUGAUGAUGUACUGUAGCAGAAACGGGUCCAUCUAGGUGACUGUAUUGUUUAGUAAUGUUUUGUUUGUCAUCUGUGUCUUAAAAGAAAAGGUUCACUAC